AUGAAUAGGUCAUGGAUGCAUGCUGAUAGGAGGUCUUAUGAAUAUAAGUUAGGGGUGGCAGAGUUUUGUGAGUUUGCUUUGAGAAAUGCUAGAGACCCUAAUCGUAUUUGUUGUCCUUGCACAAACUGUGGAAAUGUGAAAGAUUUUUCUGCUAAAGUGAUAAGGGAUCAUUUGUUUGUAAAUGGGAUUGACACGGGAUAUGAGAAAUGGACAGAACAUGGGGAGGUUGUAGUAGAGUUAGGAUCAGAUACGGAUAGUGAAAGCAUUGAUGAAACAGAGUCUAGUGAGUCUGACACUGUUCAGGGCAACAUGGGGGCAGAUUAUGAAGUACAAUUGGAUAGUGAUGUGGACUUGGAAGGUGAUGAGGAUGAGCAGCUUUCAAGUGAGUGUAAUGAGUUCAGGAAGUUUGUUGAUGAUGCCAACAAACCCUUGUUCCCUGGUUGCACUAGGCACACCAAGAUGAAUGUGCUUGUGAGGCUCUACAACUUGAAAGCAAAGCAUGGUAUGAGUGACGCGGCUUACUCGGACUGGCUGAUUGCUUUUUCUGAAUAUCUUCCCGUAGGAAAUGAGAUACCAUCCUCUGUCUACGAAGCAAAGAAGACUUUGAGUGCAUUAGGAAUGGAUUACACCAAAAUACAUGUCUGCCCUAAUGACUGUAUUCUCUAUAGAAAACAGUUUUCCGAUGACAUUGUCUGUCCUACAUGUGGUCUUUCCAGAUGGAAAGUUUGCAAAAACGGUCAAGAAAAAGAGGGAGUGCCUGCAAAAGUGUUGUGGUACUUUCCUCCUAUUCCCAGGUUCAAAAGAAUGUUUCAAUCAAUUGAAACAUCAAAGAAUUUAAUUUGGCAUGCUGCCGAGAGAAACAAGGAUGGCUUAAUUCGUCAUCCUGCAGAUUCAGCUUCUUGGAAGUUAGUAGAUGAAAAAUGGCCAGCCUUUGGUAAUGAACCACGAAACCUACGACUUGCAUUGUCGUCAGAUGGAUUCAAUCCCCAUAGUUCUUUGAGCAGCAAGUACAGUUGUUGGCCCGUAAUUUUGGUAACCUACAAUCUGCCUCCAUGGCUGGUAAUGAAAAGAAAACACAUGAUGCUUACCUUAUUGAUAUCAGGGCCUAAACAACCGGGAAAUGAUAUUGACGUUUACCUUGAACCGUUAAUAGAUGAUUUGAAGUUAUUGUGGGAAGGAGUGAGUGGAGUUUAUGAUGCUAUUAGGAAUGAAACUUUUACUCUUAAGGCUUUACUAUUCUGGACAAUCAAUGACUUUCCAGCAUAUGGUAACCUUUCAGGGAGUAUAGUUAAAGGCUACAAUGCAUGUCCUAUUUGUCUUGAUAAAACAGAACCGACAAGGUUGGUUCACGGAGGAAAGAUGGCCUACACCAUUCAUCGACGGUUUUUAGGGAGACACCAUCCCUAUAGAAAGCAAAGGGCUGCUUUCAAUAACCGUCCAGAACAUUCACCAGCUCCGGUUCCGUUGACCGGAGAGGAACUGUUGAGAAGGUUGGAAGAAGAAGUUCCACAAUGGCCUUACGGGAAGAAAUAUCCUCCUCCUCCUUACAAGGGUGCUGAAGAUCAAACAAGGCCUUGUUGGAAGAAGAAGUCGAUAUUUUUUCAGCUUGAAUAUUGGAAAUAUCUCCCUGUUAGGCACUGCCUUGAUGUCAUGCACAUUGAAAAAAAUGUGUGUGAUAGUCUAAUAGGGACGUUGUUGAACAUUCCCGGAAAAACAAAGGAUGGACUGAAGACUCGGUUAGAUUUGUUGGAAUUGGGUAUAAGAUUAGGAUUGCAGCCUAAUCUAGAUGGUCCGAAAAAGAAGCGGUUGCCAUUGGCAAGCUGGAACCUAACAGUAGAUGAGAAAAAAUGUAUGUGUGGCUGUUUUAAUGGCAUGAAGGUUCCCGAAGAUUAUUCAUCAAACAUUUCCAGUCUUGUUUCGAUGGAGGAUUUAAGGCUGACUGGGCUUAAAUCCCAUGAUUGUCAUGCCUUAAUGCAACAAUUACUCCCUGUUGCAAUCCGAGGUGUGCUGGAAAAACCUGUUAGAGUUGCUAUAAUCAGGCUUUGCAUGUUUUUCAAUGAAAUCUGUAGUAAAACCAUAGAUGCUUUAAGGCUGCCAAAAAUCCAAAGUGAUCUGGUAGAAACUUUAUGUGAGCUUGAGAAGUAUUUUCCCCCUUCAUUCUUUGACAUAAUGAUACAUUUAACGGUCCAUUUGGUUAGAGAAGUUGAAUUAUGUGGACCGGUUUGUUUUCGGUGGAUGUAUCCUUUCGAAAGAUAUAUGAAGGUGUGCAAAGGAUACGUGAGAAAUAGACGUCUUCCGGAAGGGUGCAUUGCUAAAUGUUAUAUUGCUGAAGAAGCGGUUGAGUUUCUAGCUGAACUUUUCUUCGACGACAAGACUGUUGGCAUUCCAGAGGCCCCCAUCACAGAUGACAAACCCACCUCAGGUGCUACUGUUGUGUCGGUUUUCGGCAAGGAUUUUGACCAAGCUCAUUUGUGUGUGCUUCAAAACACCGAUGAAUUCAGAAGCUAUUUUGUGGAACACAAGGAGUAUUUGAAAAGGGAGUUUCCAAAGUACAAAAAAAAUGAAAAGUGGCUGGUCGAUAAACAAAACCAGACUUUUGCUGAUUGGGUGAAGGAAAGGGUUGCUUUUCAACUUAAUGAACCUGGUGCUGAUAUCCCUGACAUCGUGAGGUGGCUAGCAGAUAAACCAGGGAAUGAAGUACCAAAGUUUAGCGGUUAUAGAAUAGGGGGAGUGCAAUAUAACACAAAGAUGCGCGAUGAUCUUCGUACUACACAAAGUAGUGGGGUUUACUUGGUUGCUAAGACACCUCAAGUAGCUAGUGCUAAGUAUAAAAAUGUGGUUAUUGAAGACAUGAGCUUCUAUGGGGUUAUUGCUGAAAUAUGGGAGCUUGACUAUGAUCAUUUUAGGGUUCCGAUCUUUAAGUGUGAUUGGGUAGAGAAUGAGAAGGGUGUUCGAGUAGAUGAUCUUGGGUUCACUUUGGUGAAUUUAAAUAGGAAAGGUCAUGUAAAAGACACUUUUGUCUUGGGAAAAUGUGUGGAGCAGGUCUUUUAUGUUCAAGACCCUAUAGAUCAUAGGUGGUCAGUCGUAUUAAGUCCCCCAAAGAAAGAUUACAUCGAUUCUGUUCAGGUUGAUGAGCUUGGGGACACCGUUAUUUCCCACCCUCCAAUCGCAAGUACAAUGCCAUCUAUCCAUUCACUGGAUGACUUGAUCGAUGAGGAGCCAGUGGGUUACAUGCGUGUAGGAGACGAGGAUAUAUUAGUUGAUGGAGAAUAG
Molecule: messenger RNA, 3273 nt
Organism: Rosa rugosa (rugosa rose)
Lineage: Eukaryota; Viridiplantae; Streptophyta; Magnoliopsida; Rosales; Rosaceae
Exons: 3
Coding region: 1-3273 (1090 amino acids)
Source: RefSeq, a predicted model, not a curated record